AACGACAAUACUUCCAUCGCCAUCUCUUGCCUUGCUCCUCAGUUGCUCUUAGACUCUUGCUGAUACCUACAACGCUCCUGGUAUUUCACUAAAUAUGGCCGUCUCAAGGCCGACGCUGCUGCUCAAUCGAAUUCUCUCUUAUCGCGAGCUCUCUCCCUUGCUUGUCAUCACAGACGAUGUGAAGCAAUCAGGCAGGCCCGUCAUCAGGCUUCUGGAAGAAGCUGCCAAAAAAGCAUCACUACAGGUCAUUACUGUUGGCUGGGAAUCGACAUGUGCUGUAUGUACCGUACAUGCGGAUGAUCCUGGGCAACUACCACAGCCAAAGCCAAUAGAGCAGAUUCUCAAGGACAUUGAAAGUCGCAUAUCAGGCACGAGUAAAGUAUUGAUUGCACUCCACGAGCUCAAUGACUUUCUCACCACCUCAGCCGGCCAUCUAUCCACCAUCCUCUCCACCCUCCUCGCAAUCCAUCCAGGUCGAAUCUGCAUUGUUGCGCUAUUCCAUGCUGAUAUCCCACUCCUGGGCUACCCAGCACACCUACCAACACCAGAAACACUCCUCUCCUUCCUUGCAACGACACGCAUCCAAGUACGCAGUACACACCACGUGCGACUCGAACGAGAAGCUGCAUCACGUGCUCAAACGAGUGUGAUUGAGUUGGACUUGGAAGGGCGGGAUAUCGUUUUACCUGCGCUAGGUUGUCAAGAUACCCUGUUGUAUUUGGAGGUAGAGCAUCGUCGACGGAGUGGUCGGGGUGUGCAUGAGCGAUGUGUCUUGGAUACAGCAACUCAACAAAUUCUCACAGAAGAGGAUGUCCCUGCACUACAAUUACACUCGCAACAAGGCGAUGUGGCGAGUCAGCAACAGCAGCAGCAGACGCUGGAUGAGACGGAUAUCCCCUUCAAAUUGAGUCUUUCAGAGAAGGAAAAGCAGGAUCGUGAAGGGGUUGUCUUGCCACACUUCACUAUGCAGGAUUUACCAGCUGAUGAGCGACACGGUGGGCAUAUCUACUAUGAGCCAGACUCAGGUGAUGAUUUCGACAUGGAAGAUCCAGAUGAUGACUUGCUGUUGUAAUCAAAAAAGGGUAGUACUAAAAUGCGCUAAGAGUCAUG
Molecule: messenger RNA, 1110 nt
Organism: Protomyces lactucae-debilis
Lineage: Eukaryota; Fungi; Ascomycota; Taphrinomycetes; Taphrinales; Protomycetaceae
Product: Elongator complex protein 5
Exons: 3
Coding region: 95-1072 (325 amino acids)
Biological process (GO): tRNA wobble uridine modification
Cellular component (GO): cytosol; nucleus; elongator holoenzyme complex
Molecular function (GO): tRNA binding
Source: RefSeq, a predicted model, not a curated record